This is a messenger RNA of Sarcophilus harrisii (Tasmanian devil), 2035 nucleotides long. It is a transcript of the gene SMYD3, whose product is annotated as SET and MYND domain containing 3. Gene Ontology annotation, cellular component: nucleus. The record is from RefSeq and is a predicted model, not a curated record. Lineage: Eukaryota; Metazoa; Chordata; Mammalia; Dasyuromorphia; Dasyuridae. Gene Ontology annotation, molecular function: protein binding; histone methyltransferase activity. Bases 495 to 1781 code for a protein of 428 amino acids. The transcript has 12 exons.
UUUUGGGGCAUAGUUCCAAACUGCUAUGAAACAAUAUUUGUAAAACGUUUUACAAACCUAGUGCUAGAUAAUGCUAGCAUUAUUAUGAGUAGUAUUUCCUAACUGUUUGCCUCUUUGCAGCAUCUGAAACCUGCAUCGUUUGGGACCCUGUUCUUGCAGUUUUUUGCGACAUUACUGUCUCGCUCCUCGGCUUCCUCUGCAGGACUAUCCUCCAUCAGGUAACUGACAAGCUUGGAGAAGCAAUUCCCCAGACAAGCCGGCGAGACUCAAGGCGCGGUUAACCGCAGCACCGAGCGCUACCUGCGUUACAACUCUCAAAAGCACUCUCCCUGGGACUCCUGCCUUCUAGCCCUGGGCAUGCUCAGUGGCCUGGCGAAGUACUGGAAACUUGUCCCGCCUCCCUUGGCUACGCGCGAGUGUAAAGCGCAGGCGCCAGUGCCCUGGAAGCCCGGGAGUUCUGGCUCAGAUCCGAGCUGAGUGUGGCGCGAGAAAAGAUGGAGAGGUGCAAGCUGGAGAAAUUCAGGAGUCCGGGCCGGGGGAACGGACUCCGGGCUGUGGCACCGCUGCGGCCCGGGGAGCUGCUCUUCAGGUCGGAGCCCUUGGCUUACACAGUGUGCAAAGGGAGCCGAGGUGUAGUGUGCGAGCGCUGCCUGUGCAGGAAGGAAAAACUGCUUCGAUGUUCUCAGUGCAAAGUUGCCAGAUACUGUGGCUCAGAAUGUCAGAAACAAGCUUGGCAGGAUCACAAGCGAGAAUGUAAAUGCCUUAAGAGCUCAGAACCCAAGUUUCCCCCUGACUCUGUCAGACUUCUUGGCAAAGUUGUGUUCAAACUGCUGAGAGAAUCAUCUUGUGCCUCUGAAAAGCUCUACUCCUUUUUUGAUCUGGAGUCAAACAUUAAGAAUCUAAGUGAAGAAAAGAAGGAGGGCCUUAGGCAUCUUGCUAUGACAUUACAACUUUACUUGAAAGAAGAAAUCCAAAAUGCCUCCCAACUGCCACCUGCCUUUGAUAUUUUUGAAUCCUUCGCAAAAGUGAUCUGUAACGGUUUCACCAUCAGUAAUGGAGAGAUGCAGGAAGUUGGUGUUGGCCUGUAUCCUAGCAUGUCUUUGCUGAAUCAUAGCUGUGACCCAAACUGUGUGAUUGUAUUUGAGGGACCCAGUCUCUUCCUUCGAGCAAUCAGAAAUAUCCCUCUGGGAGAAGAGCUUACCAUCUGCUAUCUUGAUGUACUGAUGCCCACUGCAGAGAGGCAGAAACAGCUGAAAGAACAGUACUGCUUUGAUUGUGACUGUCCCCUAUGCAAAACCCAGUCCAAGGAUGCUGAUAUGCUAGCAGGAGAGGAACAAGCUUGGAAGGAAAUUCAAGGUUCCUUAAUAAAAAUUGAAGAUCUCCAGUCACAAGAAAAGUGGGAGCAAGUUCUGGCUAUGUGCCAGACUCUUAUAAAUAACUGUGGAAAUCGUCUUCCAGACAGAAACAUCUAUCAGCUAAAAAUGCUUGAAUGCGCAAUGGAUGCCUGUAUUAAUCUUAGUCUGUGGGAAGAUGCUUUGCUUUAUGGAAGCCGAACCCUGGAACCAUACAGGCUCUAUUACCCAGGUUUUCAUCCCGUCAGAGGCGUCCAAGUAAUGAAAGUUGGCAAACUACAGCAGCACCAAGGCUUGUAUCCUCAAGCCCUGGAGACCCUGAAACAGGCUUUUGAACUUAUCAAAGUGACACAUGGCCGAGACCACAGCCUGAUAGAAGACCUGAUGCUGCUUUUGGGAGACUGUGAAGCUAAUCUGCGAGUGGGAUGAGUGGACCCGACCCUAGGUCAAAAGACCACUCUUUGAAGGAAAGAGGCUUUCAGGCCUUGGAUAUCUGGAUUAGGUCUUAAACAUUGGAGUCUGUCAAAUGAGCUUUGAAUUUACUGUGUGACCUUCACCUCUCAAAAAUAACAUGCUGUGUUUGUCUAGGUGCCUAGUGUUGUCCGUGUGGUUUGCAAAUAACAGGAAUCAUUGAGUUAGAAGGAAACAAAAUUAUAAUAAACAGAAGGUUUAGUUGGAAAUGC